UCUUGAAAAGAAAGUGGGGUUGCCACCCAACGAUCGCUGGGUCAACAGUGCACUGCGCAUGCGCGGUCCACCGGACAAGAUGGCGACCAGCAAUGGUGGAGGAAUGGAGGUAGACGGGGCAGCCACCCCCAGUGUCAUGGCCUCGGGGGUCACUGGGAGUGUUUCUGUGGCCUUACACCCUCUGGUCAUCCUCAACAUAUCCGACCACUGGAUACGCAUCCGCUCUCAGGAGGGACGACCCAUGCAGGUGAUCGGCGCUCUGAUCGGAAAGCAGGAGGGUAGAAACAUUGAAGUGAUGAACUCCUUUGAAUUAAUGUCUCACACCAUAGACGACAAAGUGCACAUCGACAAGGAGUACUACUACACCAAGGAGGAGCAGUUUAAACAGGUCUUCAAAGAAAUGGAGUUCCUGGGCUGGUACACCACAGGCGGGCCCCCUGAUCAGUCGGACAUCCACAUCCACAAACAGGUGUGUGAGAUCAUCGAGAGCCCGCUCUUUCUCAAGCUCAACCCGAUGACCAAACACACCGACCUUCCUGUUAGCGUUUAUGAAUCUGUGAUCGACAUCAUCAGCGGCGAGGCCACUAUGUUAUUUGCUGAGCUGACGUACACUUUAGCCACUGAGGAGGCGGAGAGAAUCGGCGUCGACCACGUAGCUCGGAUGACGGCCACCGGAACCGGAGAGAACUCGACCGUGGCUGAACACCUCAUAGCUCAGCAUAGUGCAAUCAAGAUGCUCCACAGCCGAGUGAAGAUCAUCCUAGAGUACGUUAAAGCCGUGGAAGCGGGAGAGGUGCCGUUUAACCACGAGAUCCUCCGAGAAGCUAAUGCCCUGUGCCACAGACUGCCGGUCCUCAGCACCAUCAAAUUUAAAACGGACUUCUAUGAUCAAUGCAACGACGUGGGCCUCAUGGCGUACUUAGGCACCAUCACCAAGACGUGCAACAGCAUGAACCAGUUCAUCAACAAAUUCAACGUCCUUUACGACCGACAGGGCAUCGGCCGCAGGAUGAGAGGACUCUUCUUUUGAGUUUCUGGAGAUGCAAACAACACAACCCAGUUUUUUCUGUUCUCUCCCCACCUUUUUUAUUUAAUUUUUUUGCUUUGCGUGUAUUUUGAUUGGCUAAUAGAACCUCACAGUUUAUCAUCCUCAGCCACAAUCUGAGAGCACUUAAAGACGUCUCAGUGAACCCUCUGUACACCAAUGUUGUCUUUUACCCGGGUUGUUUUCUAGUCUCAUGUUUCUGUAUGUAAUAAAGGAUCGGAUGUUUUUUUCA
Molecule: messenger RNA, 1277 nt
Organism: Oryzias melastigma (Indian medaka)
Lineage: Eukaryota; Metazoa; Chordata; Actinopteri; Beloniformes; Adrianichthyidae
Gene: cops6
Product: COP9 signalosome subunit 6
Exons: 10
Coding region: 59-1030 (323 amino acids)
Biological process (GO): protein deneddylation
Cellular component (GO): COP9 signalosome
Molecular function (GO): metallopeptidase activity; protein binding
Source: RefSeq, a predicted model, not a curated record